Messenger RNA from Vicugna pacos (alpaca), 3181 nucleotides. It is a transcript of the gene RAB15, whose product is annotated as RAB15, member RAS oncogene family. Gene Ontology annotation, molecular function: GTP binding; GTPase activity. Lineage: Eukaryota; Metazoa; Chordata; Mammalia; Artiodactyla; Camelidae. Gene Ontology annotation, biological process: Rab protein signal transduction. The record is from RefSeq and is a predicted model, not a curated record.
GCAGUACGAUGUGCUGUUCCGGCUGCUGCUGAUCGGGGACUCCGGGGUGGGCAAGACCUGCCUGCUGUGCCGCUUCACCGACAACGAGUUCCACUCCUCGCACAUCUCCACCAUCGGUGUUGACUUUAAGAUGAAGACCAUAGAGGUAGACGGCAUCAAAGUGCGGAUACAGAUUUGGGACACGGCGGGGCAGGAGAGAUAUCAGACCAUCACAAAGCAGUACUAUCGACGGGCCCAGGGAAUAUUUUUAGUCUAUGACAUUAGCAGCGAGCGCUCCUACCAGCACAUCAUGAAGUGGGUCAGUGAUGUGGAUGAGUACGCACCAGAAGGUGUCCAGAAGAUCCUUAUAGGGAAUAAGGCCGAUGAAGAGCAGAAACGGCAGGUGGGAAGAGAGCAAGGGCAGCAGCUGGCUAAAGAGUAUGGCAUGGACUUCUACGAAACAAGUGCCUGCACCAACCUCAACAUUAAAGAGUCCUUCACACGUCUGACGGAGCUGGUGCUGCAGGCCCACAGGAAGGAGCUGGAAGGUCUGCGGACACAUGCCAGCAAUGAGCUGGCCCUGGCAGAGCUGGAGGAGGAUGAGGGCAAACCAGAGGGCCCAGGGAACUCUUCAAAAACCUGCUGGUGCUGAGGGUCCCAUGUAGAGCACCCGCACAAUCCCUUCUCCCCUCUGGAGGCCGCGGGCACCCAGGGCGUCUGGGCUUUGAUCCCUCUCCCCUCCUCCGGGUGACCCUGUGGAAUAUCCGUCGCUGCUCCUCCCCCUGCCUGGCCCCGAGAGCAGCUCCGCUGUCCUGUCCGAGCAGCCUUGCCCCCAGCCCCCCAACCCUGGGGAGGAUCCUGCAGCCUGGUUCCCCAGCCAUGGGCCAGCUGUGAGCCCCUGAUGGGCUCUGAGCAUGGGCUCACUGCCCCGAGCUCCCCAGACAAUGGCCGAGUCUGGCAUCAAGGCCAGUAUCAGGCUCCUUCUCUCUCAGUGCAUCUUGUCUCCUGUCUGCUUUUUCUCACUUCUUCCCACUUCCCAUUCUCUGACCCUUCCCCUCCAGUGUGUGGUGUGUUUGUACCAGAGCCCCACAUCCACUCUCCCCACGUGUCUCAUAUGGCCGCCAGUGCAGCGCCUGCGCAAGGGAGCGGACUCAGGCUCAGGGGGAUGUUCCAUGCUCUGCUCCCGGGAGAACCCUGCCCUGCUUUGUGGGAGCUUCUUCCUGUCCUCCCUCCCCACUGCCCUGUCUUGUGCCAUGGGUCUGCCUUCCCAUGACCCAGGAAGGAGGAAUGUCAAGGGAGGAAGUAAACCCCCAACUGGUGGUCCCCACCCCUGGGGCUGUCCUACCUCCCUGCCCCAGCAUCAGCCUUGCUUGGCUGCUGCCCACCUGCCUCCUGGGGGAACUGAGCUCCAAGGCAGGUGCUUCAGAGAAAAAAAAAUGAUGCAGGGUGGCAGGGAUAAAAAGUCACCUUCAUUCUCUACCUCCCGUGCAGCAUGUACACAAUUUCUCACACCCCACUACCCCCCGGCCCGGGCUCCCGAAUUUAAAGAUGUGGACCAAGGCUCCAGGGCACUGCAGGGGUGAGGAGACCCCCGAGGCUGACCACAUACUCCAGAAAGGAGAAUGUUUGGAAGUGAAGGACCGGCUCCUGUAUAUCAGGUUAAGAGCCAGGGACAGUAGGCUGGGAUAGCAGUUUGCAAACGAGAGGAGAACUCAGCGGCAGCGGGGCUUCCUGGCCCCAUCUUCCACUUCUUGUGUAAGAAGGGUGUUCCCCACCACCCUGGCCAGUGAGGCGACAGAGCCAGGCUGGUGGUCUUUCACUAAGCCUAGCCUUCAACUCUCGAGGUUUUCCCAAGACUCAGAGUUCUCGGAAGAAGGACAGGGAGCUCAUGGGCAGAAAGCAAGCAAGCAAGCCCUGGAGAAGCAUGCUUGGUGCUGUUCCCUUCAGCCUUCAGGGCCAAGUGCUCAUCUUGCCCCUUUAGCUUCUGAGUCAGAGGUUUGAGGGCUUGCCAGCUGUACUGUGGCUACAGGUGGCUACAAAGGGAAGCAGACUCCCUCCUCCAGGGCUUUUGUUCAGGAAGAAGUUUCUUUAACCCUAGAUGGUCCAAGAGUAGCUUGAAGGAAGGAACCUAGUAGGGCUCCUCCCCACCUUCCCAAGACGGGAGAAGCCUAGGGAGCAGGAUCAGCCUUCAGCUGCAUUGCGUGGCUGGCACUAGAGCAAAGCAAAGAAUUGGGCAUCGAACAUUCACCAGCUGAGGACCAAACUCCAGGACACACACAUUUGAAGGAUUAAGAGCCCCACUUCUUUACUCCUCCAAAUAAAGGGUGGGGGUUGAAAUCACCAAACCUUUCCUCCUGACUCUUACCUAAUCAGGAGAGAGCAGGAGAGGGUAACUCAGGACGUAGAAACAGGGGAUAGGUUAGCAUAGUGGAAGGAAAAGGAAGGCAGGAAUAGUUUAUAAAUAGUCAGCUAAUGAGAAAUUUAGAAAACUGACUCUUUAGAAUGAAGUCACAACCGGGCUGAGGAUGCUUGAGGACUGACUCCUCGCGUAUCAAGACAUAUGCAGCAUCACACUGGGGUGGGGAGAUUGGCAGUGCCAACACUCAGUGUCCCCACACUGAGUGUGCCCUCAGCCAGGGACCUGAGGAAGGGGAAGUUAUACUGGGCAUUGGCUCCAACCUGUGGAUCAAUAUUGCCAUUUUCCCUGAAGAUCAGGCAGAGCACCAUUUCUCUCCUAGCCCCCUCAGGAAAGAGGGACUAUGUUUUUACUGUACCCUUGGGGUUCUGGAAGGGAAAACUGGGAUUGGGGUUUUAUGGCCUGAUAUGCCCCAUCCACAAGGGCCACAGCUGGGGACACAUGAGGGCAGGAGGAGGGUUGGGAUUUGAGGGUGCAGCUCCGCUCACCAGGUGCCAGAGUUGGCCUCUCACCCCUAAACUCAUCCAGUCCAGGAGGUGGCCUGGGACCUGGCCUUAGGCCCGGACUGUUGAGCAGGCGCUCUUGCCUGUUGACUCCUCACCACCUCCGCACCUGCUGUCUUGAGACUCAGCGCAGCCCCGGGCACUGCACCUGCUCCUGAGCCCCACCAUCUCCCUGUGACGGGUGAACUUUGUGUACUGUGUCUCGGGUCCAGUAUACGAAUUGUAAGCAGGGUUCAUCUAUUUUAAACACAGAUGUUUACAAAAUAAAGAAUAUUUCAAACCA